This is a messenger RNA of Ascochyta rabiei, 1158 nucleotides long. RefSeq lists its product as uncharacterized. Lineage: Eukaryota; Fungi; Ascomycota; Dothideomycetes; Pleosporales; Didymellaceae. The transcript is spliced from 2 exons. The record is from RefSeq and is a predicted model, not a curated record. Gene Ontology annotation, molecular function: 6-phosphogluconolactonase activity; protein binding. Bases 1 to 1158 code for a protein of 385 amino acids.
AUGUUGUCCUCGAAUUCUUUGCUUGCCGCGCUCUUCAGCGGUGGCACAAGCGCAGCCACUCUCUACGUAUCGCACUACUCUGGCACAAUCAACACUCUGAACUUCAACAGCAACACAUUGAAAUUGAGUAGCUCAACUGCUACCGGCAAUGGAUUACCUAGCUGGCUGACAUACGAUGACGCAGGCAAAGCGCUGUACAUUGCAGACGAGACUUUCUACGGCGCAUCGUCUGGAAACCUGGCUUCAUUUUCCGUCGAUGGAAAUGGUGCUCUCAAUGCCACUGGAAAAGGACCCACUGCACUAGGUGUCGUAGCAACAAGUCUGUAUGGCGGUACAGACGGGCGAUCCUUUAUCGCAAACGCACACUAUCAAACAUCUCAAAUCUCCACGUUCAAACUCCCACUCACCGGCGCCCAGCCCCUGCAAACACUCAAAUACACGAUGAGCGGCCCAGGCAGAAUCCCCAGCCGCCAAGAUGCACCGCAUCCCCACCACGUCUUCCCAGACCCAACAGGCGACUACCUCCUGGUGCCAGACCUCGGCGCUGAUCUGAUACGCAUUAACCGCAUCGAACGCAGUACAGGCAAGCUGACUGAAUGCGGCACUGGCAAGCCGCCCCCCGGUACAGGACCUCGCCACGGCGCAUUCUGGGGGACAGGCGCAAAUACGACGCUCUUCCUUGCGAACGAAUUGAGUAACUCGUUGAGCGGAUGGCGCGUCACGUACCCGUCGAGCUCGAGCGGGUGCAUGACACUGACGCUGAAGGACACUCUGACGCCGUAUCAAGGCAACGCGUCGGCGCCCUAUGGAACGAAGGUCGGCGAGGUGCAUGUCAAAGGCAACUUUGUGUACAUUUCAAACAGGAACGAUAAGAAGUUCAGCUCGAAUGACUCAAUCACGCAGUAUACUGUGUCUGCUAGCGGGGGGAUUAGCUGGGUGGAUAAUACGAGCAGUUAUGGCACGUAUCCGCGCACGUUUGACAUCAACCGGGCUGGGGACUUUGCUGCUGUUGGCGAUCAGACGACGAGCAAUGUGGCGAUUGUGGUGAGAGAUGUGGUGACAGGCAAGUUAGGGAGCAUGGUUGCUAGUAUGAGGAUUGGAAAUUCGGGGACGCCGGAGAACGAGGAUGGGUUGAGUGCUGUUGUGUGGGCUCAGUAG